Molecule: messenger RNA, 986 nt
Organism: Papaver somniferum (opium poppy)
Lineage: Eukaryota; Viridiplantae; Streptophyta; Magnoliopsida; Ranunculales; Papaveraceae
Product: RNA-binding protein Y14A-like
Exons: 4
Coding region: 164-775 (203 amino acids)
Biological process (GO): RNA splicing
Cellular component (GO): cytoplasm; exon-exon junction complex; nucleus
Molecular function (GO): mRNA binding
Source: RefSeq, a predicted model, not a curated record
CUACAGUUGAGAGAUAUGAUCUGAUUAGACUUAGGUUUAAAAUAAAAACCCUCUCUCUUCGAGACCGUGCGUAGAAUACCGAAAGUAGUUUUCUCCUCAUUCCUGCCUAAGUAGAUAGAAAAAUCAAUCGGAGAAGAAGAAGAGCAAAAAGGAAGUCGUGAUAAUGGCCAACAACGCAGAUGUAGAAGCCGUUGAUUUCGAGCCUGAGGAUGACGAUCUAAUGGACGAAGGCGAAGUUGAAGCGGCUUCUCCUAGGGCUCCUCAGCCUAAGCUUAAAUCAGCUGUUAUUGGUGGUGGAGAAGGAGGUUCUUCUUCAUUCUCCGCACCAAAGAAGACUAAAGGUAGAGGAUUUCGUGAUGAGCGCACCGAAGCUGAGCGCACCAACCGAUUUGCUUCUAAAGAUUUCAAUUCUCUUGAUUCUGAUGGCGGUCCUGGUGCCCAAAGAUCCAUUGAAGGGUGGAUUAUUUUGGUUACUGGGGUACAUGAAGAAGCACAAGAGGAUGAUCUUCAAACUGCAUUUGGCGAGUUUGGUGAGAUUAAGAAUUUGCAUCUGAAUCUUGAUCGCCGUACUGGAUUUGUCAAGGGCUAUGCAUUAAUCGAGUAUGAAGAGUUUGAGGAGGCUCAAUCUGCAAUAUCCUCAAUGAAUGGGGUCGAGCUUCUAACCCAGUCCAUCUCAGUUGACUGGGCCUUCAGCACUGGACCCUCCAAGCGGAGGAACAUGAGGAGGAGAUCACCACGUGCGCACCGUUCUAGAAGUCCGAGGAGAAGGUACUGAACAGUACUAUGAUUUUUGGAUAGUGAAUUUCGAUUCACAUCCACCUGGAGUUGGGUGGACUGUUUUUUUUUAAUGAGCAAUUGGUUUUCAUUUUCUUUAGUGAUCUGAGUCUUAGUUUGUAACAUCUGUCACAUUUGUCUCUUAUGCUUGUGAUAUUUUCUUUGAGUGAUGAUUAUAUAAAAGCUGCAAUGUUGUAUCUGGAUUUAACACA